GCUGCCUCAGUCUGCGGCGGGCAGCAGAGGAGUCGCGUCGUGCCUGCGAGCGCGGCUGUGCUCCUGGGCCCCUCGCGGUCCGCCCCCGCGGCUCCUCAACUGACUGCCCCUAGGACCCUCUGCCCCAAGCCGCCGCCAUGAACUACCUGCGGCGUCGCCUGUCCGACAGCAACUUUAUGGCCAAUCUGCCGAAUGGGUACAUGACAGACCUGCAGCGCCCGCAACCUCCCCCGCCGCCCCCGUCGGCCGCUAGUCCCGGAGCCACACCCGGUUCCGCGACCGCCUCGACUGACAGGGCAUCCACCGCUGCGCCGGUGGCCUCUCAGGCAGCCCCCAGUCCAGGGUCAUCGGGGGGCGGUGGCUUCUUCUCGUCGCUGUCCAACGCUGUCAAGCAAACCACAGCAGCUGCAGCUGCCACCUUCAGCGAGCAGGUGGGCGGCGGCUCUGGGGGCGCAGGCCGCGGGGGCGCCGCCGCCAGGGUGCUGUUGGUCAUCGAUGAGCCGCACACCGACUGGGCAAAAUACUUCAAAGGGAAGAAAAUCCAUGGAGAAAUUGACAUUAAAGUAGAACAGGCGGAAUUCUCUGAUCUUAACCUCGUGGCUCAUGCCAAUGGUGGAUUCUCUGUGGACAUGGAGGUUCUUCGGAAUGGGGUCAAAGUUGUGCGGUCUCUGAAGCCAGACUUUGUGCUGAUCCGUCAGCACGCUUUCAGCAUGGCACGCAAUGGAGACUACCGCAGUUUGGUUAUCGGGCUGCAGUAUGCUGGAAUCCCCAGUGUUAACUCUUUGCACUCUGUCUACAACUUCUGUGACAAGCCCUGGGUGUUUGCCCAGAUGGUUCGACUGCACAAGAAACUGGGGACAGAGGAAUUCCCUCUAAUUGAUCAGACCUUCUACCCCAAUCACAAAGAGAUGCUCAGUAGCACAACAUACCCCGUGGUCGUGAAGAUGGGGCAUGCACACUCUGGGAUGGGCAAGGUCAAGGUGGACAACCAACAUGACUUCCAGGAUAUUGCAAGUGUUGUGGCGCUGACCAAAACAUAUGCCACUGCCGAGCCCUUCAUUGAUGCCAAAUAUGAUGUGCGUGUCCAGAAGAUUGGGCAAAACUACAAGGCCUACAUGAGGACGUCAGUGUCAGGGAACUGGAAGACCAACACAGGGUCUGCAAUGCUUGAACAGAUUGCCAUGUCUGACAGAUACAAGCUGUGGGUGGACACAUGCUCAGAGAUUUUUGGGGGACUCGACAUCUGCGCAGUGGAAGCACUGCACGGCAAGGACGGCAGAGAUCACAUCAUUGAGGUGGUGGGCUCCUCCAUGCCUCUCAUUGGUGACCACCAGGAUGAAGACAAGCAGCUCAUCGUGGAGCUGGUGGUCAACAAGAUGGCUCAGGCCUUGCCCCGGCAGCGACCGCGGGAUGCCUCCCCUGGCAGGGGUUCCCACAGCCAGACUCCAUCCCCAGGGGCCCUGCCCUUGGGCCGCCAGACCUCCCAGCAGCCUGUGGGACCUCCGGCUCAGCAACGACCCCCACCCCAGGGUGGCCCUCCGCAGCCUGGCCCAGGCCCUCAGCGCCAGGGACCCCCACUGCAGCAGCGCCCACCCCCACAGGGCCAGCAGCACCUUUCCGGCCUUGGACCCCCCGCUGGCAGCCCUCUGCCCCAGCGCCUACCAAGUCCCACAUCAACCCCCCAGCAGCCCGUGUCCCAGGCCACACCGAUGACCCAGGGUCAAGGCCGCCAGUCCCGGCCAGUGGCGGGAGGCCCAGGGGCACCUCCUACAGCCCGCCCGCCUGCCUCCCCGUCUCCUCAGCGCCAGGCGGGACCCCCGCAGGCCCCCCGUCAGGCAUCUGUCUCUGGUCCAGCUCCGCCUAAGGCCUCAGGGGCCCCACCGGGUGGGCAGCAGCGCCAGGGCCCUCCCCAGAAACCCCCAGGCCCUGCUGGCCCCACACGCCAGGCCAGCCAGGCGGGUCCUGGACCCCGUAGUGGGCCGCCCACCACGCAGCAGCCCCGGCCCAGUGGCCCCAGCCCGGCAGGGCGUCCUGCCAAGCCACAGCUGGCCCAGAAAUCCAGCCAGGAUGUGCCACCACCUGCCACCGCUGCUGCAGGGGGACCUCCACAUCCCCAGCUCAACAAAUCCCAGUCUCUGACCAAUGCCUUCAACCUUCCAGAGCCAGCCCCGCCCAGGCCCAGCCUUAGCCAGGACGAGGUGAAAGCUGAGACCAUCCGCAGCCUGAGGAAGUCUUUCGCCAGCCUCUUCUCCGACUGACACCCCACCCUGAGAAUCCCUAAAUCGUUGGGCAACCCUCUCUGGGUCUUGAGUCCAUUUCUCACUUUUGGAAUCUCCAAAUCCCUUGAGAACCCUCUCCUGGUUCUCCAACAUCCCACUUCUCAUUCCUGAAGACACCCAAGUCCCUUAAGAAACCAGAUCCUAAAUCCAGUUCUUACAUCCGGGAUCCCUGAGUCCUUUUAGAGCCCUGGUCCUGGUCACCUCAAGAUCAGUUUUAGAACAUCCAAAUUCCUGAAGAUCUCCACUUCUGGUACCUGUAAAGGGUGAUUUCUUUCCUGGAGGCACCCAAAUACAAGGCAACCUGUUUCUGGCCCUGCUGCCAUUGAACCCCCUCUUGGAGCUCUGAAAUCCUUGGAAAACCCUACUCCUGGUCCUGAAACUCUCCAGUACUCCUUGUUCCUAAUCAAAAGUUUCCAAUUUCUCAAGAAGCCCCUGCCCUUAAGCCCCUUUCCAUGGAUCUUCUAUCUACCUGGAGUUCCCCAUCUUCAAAUGCCACCUGCCACAUAGGCCCUCAAGGAUUUUCCUUCACUGGUUCCCCUCAACCUUAUUCAACACACUGGAACUUCCUUCCUCUUCUAGGACCCCUCAGUUCCCCCAGGAACUUCCUCUCCAGUUUCCUGCCUCUGACAGCUGUCUUUAAAUAUGCAAACUCCAUUCAUCCUCCCAGAAUCCUUUGCACAUGGAAGGCCAGUGGUCUCCAACUUCCCCACCUUUGCCGUGAUGUCUGUGUCUGUGACUGAUGUGGCCUCCUCUUGUGCCGUGCUUGGCAUAUGUGGUCCUCGUUCAUUGUGCCGCCUGUGGUGAUGCGUGCAGUGGCGCUGUUUGUGUGGUCCGCACCUUCCCCCAACCUCUACUCCUUGCCUGGACUUUUUCCCACCCCUCAGCGACUCUGAACCCCAAGAGAAGAGUCGGGAAACAAAAUAAACAAGCAAAGGCCCAGCAGAA
This is a messenger RNA of Jaculus jaculus (lesser Egyptian jerboa), 3224 nucleotides long. It is a transcript of the gene Syn1, whose product is annotated as synapsin I. Gene Ontology annotation, molecular function: ATP binding. Bases 138 to 2258 code for a protein of 706 amino acids. The transcript is spliced from 13 exons. Lineage: Eukaryota; Metazoa; Chordata; Mammalia; Rodentia; Dipodidae. The record is from RefSeq and is a predicted model, not a curated record. Gene Ontology annotation, cellular component: synaptic vesicle membrane; synaptic vesicle. Gene Ontology annotation, biological process: neurotransmitter secretion.